AAAUAAUAAUAAUAAUAAUCAUAAUAAUGAUAAUAAUUAGUGAGUGUGCAUAGAGAGAGGACAAGAAUGCGCGAUUCAUCCUUUCCGUUGAUGCGCUAAAGCUGCGCUUAUCGCAGAACGGACCCUCUCCAAGUAGGACGCCACUUGUCAUUGCUUGUUAUUCGUCACCUUUCAUGGAAAGUUAUCAACCCGGAUAUCGGACAGUGUCAAACGUGGUGCAAUCGCGCGUACUCGUGAUCGAGGCGUAACAGUAGUAAUGGCCGCGACUUGACUCUCCUAGACAGAAGGCACGCGUGUCUGUCAUGCUACGGGAGGACUAGACCAGCGUAAGGAAGGAACAGAACCUGGGUGGUCUGGAGAAAAAGAGAAAGACAGAAAACGAAACGCGAUUAUCGUCGCUCUCGUCAUCGAGGUCCUCGAUCGCUCUUUCCCCUCGAAGAAGCUGCAAUAAUCGCUCUGGGUGCAGCAGAGAGGCAAAUUAACCGCCGUGUAAUAUUUCGAGGGUCUCGUGUCGCCUGUCGGGGUGGGCGAGGCGUUCUCCGGUCCACGGCGAGGAUCGCUCGCGGCGCGUGUGAGGGUGCACGUGUAUGCGCGCGCGCGCGCACUGGACGCGCGCGUGUGAGUGAGCGCGUGUGUGUCGCGCGACGCGCGCGCUUGUGUGUGUCGCACUCUCGUAGCAGCGAGCGAGGAGCGGUGGUGCGUCGAUCGCGCGAUCGGCAGCGAUGAGCGACGACAGGAGCGAGGAUGAUCCGAUAAUGGACCUCUGGUACAGCAACUGGGAGCAGCAGUGCGUCGAGGCGCUCGAGUCCGAGCCCGACUACGAGAAUCAGCUGCACAACGAGAAGGAGCUCUACUCGCAGCAGAUGUGGACCAAGUUCCAAACCACCGCGUCGGCCAUCGCCCAAUUGUACAAAGACCGCACGCUGGGCGUCUCGUUAUGGGUGCCCUUUCAGACCGCCGCUGGUACUGUAACAUCGUUGUACAAAGAUUCGGUGGAUUGCAUGAGGCGAUGCAGUGAUUUAGGAGUAGAAAUGGGAAGACAGAAACAUUGUAAAGAAAUAAUGAAUUGGGCUAGAAAAAAAAGACGUAUGAUUCGCAGGGAAGAUCUUCUUGCGUAUUUCUGGAAGAUCGAUCUUCUUGCGUAUCUUUCUGGAAAGCCACCACCACCACCUCGGCCACAUUCGCACAGAAGUUCACCUAAACCUCGUAUGAUGGUAUGUGGUUCUCCAUCAUCGCAAAGUCAAAUGCCAAGUAUGGUUAUUGCUCCAGCACCAACAGCAGGCAGUGAUCCAGACCCUGAGUUACACACAUUUAGGGAAGCCAUUGCAUUAUCUGGUUCUCCAGUGUCUCGACGUAGCGGAAAACAAGCCGAAUUGUCAACUUUUAUUAAUAACGAAUUAGCUCGGCAUAAACGACCCGCUUCACAUGACGUGGAUAUGGGAUCACCCACGCACAAACGUACGCGUACUACACUGUAACGGCGCGCGAUGCGUAUGGUAGCUUUACUCCCUCGCUCCCUGUUGAUUAAUCGACCCGACUAAUGACUAAUAACUCCUCUACAUAACUCCCGGUUAUAUGUUAAUCACUGGAGGAAACCGGUAGUGGUUCACACUGCCAGGUAAGUACGUUGUAUGUAUCUCCGAUAGCUUCUGCUGCCGAUCUCGAUAUUUAUCAUGUUCAAAGUCUCUUAAAAAGUUAUACUUGUACAGUUAGUUCUGACCGACGCAUAUAAUUUAAAAUAAUUUACAUUUAGAAUCACACAGAAUAUGUAUGUAUAUGUAUAUAUAUAUUUGUGAGAUGUUUAUUUUGGCAAUAUAUUUGCAAAAUAAUAGUUUACACACACAA
Molecule: messenger RNA, 1845 nt
Organism: Camponotus floridanus (Florida carpenter ant)
Lineage: Eukaryota; Metazoa; Arthropoda; Insecta; Hymenoptera; Formicidae
Product: UPF0472 protein C16orf72 homolog
Source: RefSeq, a predicted model, not a curated record